CCUGCGGAAAAAAAACUGUAAACACGUUGUUCACUUUUUUCAUCUAUACAACCAAUUGCUGAAGUAAUUGCUAUCUAAAAGGGAUGUUUGUUCUCAAUAAGUUCUCAAUAAAUUCUCUAUAGAUUCGCGCCGAACCCACCUUGUUCUAGUACUGCAAUUGAGUGCUAGAUGGUAGUAGUAGUACUUGAAAAGAGUAGCAUAUAUUGAAUACUUGAAAGUAGUAGUAAGUAGCUAGCUUUCCUAGAAUUAUAAAUUAUAAAAUAAAAUCAUUCCAAGUUGAAAUCCCAACGAAUAAAGUGGUCCAAAAUUGUAUCCAACGUAAUCUGCAAAGUGAAAUAAAGUAACAGUUAAAGCUCCAGAAGUUUCCGUUAUCCAAGAAGAAAAUCUCCUAGUGGCGGUUAGUUGAACUUUGUGGACAGUGAAAUAGUGCUUUAGCCGAUAACACCACCUCCGCACGGUGUAAGGCUACCCAACAGCCAGUGUCCGAUUUUCAUUCCGAAGCAAUUUCUCCGGAAAUCACGAACCUGCUCCAACAUAUUUGGUGCCGUGACCAGGAUUCGGUUUCCGUUUCGCCAUUGUGUCCGUGAUCCGAGUGACCUUCAACCGCCAUCGCGAGAAGACGUCGCUAUUGAAAUUCCGCCAUCAUUUUCUAUCGAUCAACCGCCAUUCCUCCGAAGAAGAUUCCCGAGUGUUCCAGAAUAUUAAUACAAGGCCUAUUGAAAUUAGGCACACGGUACGUGUGAUUCCACAGUGCGCAGUUAUUAUCCGCGGGUGCCUUGAGAUUUUUUCGAUUUUCUUUACACGCUUUCAACAUCCGUCCAUCGAGAAUUCCCGCCAGUGAACGCAAGAGCGUUGCCCGUUUCCGGCCCAUUCCCGCCGGUGAAUAGAAGUGCCGUUUCCCGUUUCCCGCCCUCGAGAGUGCUACCGAAUACCCAGAGGCCAUUCCGUCACCAUUUCCGCUAAUCCGGCCAACCCUCCAUCGCCGAGAAUCCGCAGUAUCCAGAGGUGUUUUAUAAGAAAUACAAGGCAUUAUCCUAGCCUUGAAGAGAACCGCCAUUUUGUUACGCCGUACCCCAACCGUUCCGUCAUGGAGGAACAACGCCAGCUUCAGCUAACCAACCGCCGCACGACCCUCAUGGCUUCACUGGGGAGAGCCGAGCAGUUUGUGUCGAAAUACCAAGCCGACCGUGAUCAAGCCCAAGUACCGCUGCGCAUCGAGAACAUCGACAACGUGUGGAUGGGACUGGAGGAUGUUCAAACGCAACUCGAGGAACUGGAUGUCACCGAAGAAGGUAGGGAACAGAACAAUCAAAUCCGUUCCAAAUUCGAAUCCGUUUAUUUCAAAGUAAAGGCUGCUCUAAAUUCCCUCUUACCCGCUAGUCCAAUUCAAACUCCAAACGCAAUCCCUAACCCUCCCGCCAAUUUGCUUUCCGGCAUCAAGCUUCCCACCAUUUCGUUGCCCGAGUUCGAUGGCGACUACAAUCAAUGGCUGGCUUUUCAUGACACCUUUGUUGCCCUGAUACACGGUAACGCUGACGUCCCCGACGUCCAAAAAUUCCAUUACCUCCGCGCCGCCUUGAAAGGUGAAGCGGCUCAGCUGAUCGAGUCGAUCGCAAUUAGCUCUGCCAAUUAUACAGUCGCCUGGCAGACGCUGACUACCCGCUACGCCAACGACUACCUGCUCAAAAAGCGCCAUUUGCAAGCCCUCCUAGAUUGUCCCCGCAUGAAAAGAGAAUCCGCCGAAGCCCUGCAUAGUCUUGUCGAUGAGUACCAACGCCACACCAAAAUUCUCCGCCAACUCCAAGAACCCGUUGAUCAUUGGAGUACGAUGCUUGAACAUCUGCUCUGCAUCCGCCUUGACGAUGGCACCCUGAAGGCCUGGGAGGAUCAUGCUACUACCGUCGCUAACCCAAACUACACCUGUCUCGUAGAUUUUCUACAGCGUAGGAUCCGUGUUCUUGAAUCGAUGUCCGUCAACCACCAGUCGCAUAACUCGCAAACGCCCGUCAAUCAUGCCCCUCUCCACCGAAAGUCGAUAUUCCACAAAGUUGCCACCCACACCGUCGCCGAAGAUCAGCCCAAAUGCUACGCCUGCAAUGAGUAUCACUUUCUCAUUAAAUGUCCCCGCUUCGAGAAAAUGAACGUGUCAGACCGCAUGAGACUAAUCGACAACAAUCGUCUUUGUCAGAAUUGUUUCCGCCACGAUCACUUUGCUCGAAACUGCCAAUCAAAAUAUUCCUGCCGACACUGCCAAAGAAGACACCACACCCUAUCCAGCUUUCCACAAAAUCAACAGACACGCGUCUUCACGGGCUAUGCUGGUGGCUUCAGUGGCCUGGUGGAAUCUUCGGUGACGAGCGGCGAGGCAACAUCGGUGGUAGCUGGGAGCAGUGGCGGUGGCAGCGACGGAGAGAAGUCUAAGCUCGAGGAAAUGCAACCGGGUGGCCGGAAUCUGGAAAGCAGGCCUAUCUGGUGGGGCCUCGGACAAACGGACCGACAUUGGACUGCCUGGCGUGAAACGGUUAGCCGAGAUGGUGAUGGCUUCGCCUGGACGAAAUGUAAUCGUGAUAGCCAGACACGGAUGACCAGGCCGACCCGAUGUGGCUACGGAAACGUGGGCUUGCCCGUGCUUUGGUCCAAAAUGGCCAACUUUCGACGACCGAACGCUGAACGAAUGUCCGAGAUGGUGAUAGCUUCAGCCUGA
This is a messenger RNA of Aedes albopictus (Asian tiger mosquito), 2704 nucleotides long. RefSeq lists its product as uncharacterized. The coding region runs from base 1088 to 2704 and encodes 538 amino acids. Lineage: Eukaryota; Metazoa; Arthropoda; Insecta; Diptera; Culicidae. The transcript has 4 exons. The record is from RefSeq and is a predicted model, not a curated record.